Messenger RNA from Plasmodium inui San Antonio 1, 234 nucleotides. RefSeq names its product protein farnesyltransferase subunit beta. The transcript is spliced from 2 exons. Bases 1 to 234 code for a protein of 77 amino acids. The record is from RefSeq and is a predicted model, not a curated record. NCBI's taxonomy places the organism in Eukaryota, Apicomplexa, Aconoidasida, Haemosporida, Plasmodiidae.
AUGAAAGAAGAAAAGAAAAAUAAUUUCCUAUUCAACUGUUUUAAAUCGUUAAAAAGCACCUUAGUGCCAAGUUUUCGAGUAUCAAGAUGUGAUGCACCAAAAAUGUGGAGAUUAGCCAUGGGCGGGGUAGACCCAGCCACACCUCAAGCAGAAUCCUUUAUCAAUUUUCAUAACCACACAGUAACGUAUAUGGUUUUUAUUAUGUUUACCGUCCUAAUGUCCCUAAAGAGAUAA